AUAUUUUUCCUUUGAUUCUCCAAUGCCCUUUUCCUUUAUUCGGGAUUGAGCUCUCUAGAAAAUUCCUACCUUUUGCACAUUUUCAUUUUCUUAACGCAUUCCAAUAACAAUCCAUGAUAAGAUAUUUUUACUCCAUUAACUUAUCCCGAUUCUCCUUCCAAGAGCGUGGCCUAAAAUUCUAGUCCUACUCACAUCAUGUCAUCUCUGUUUGACAUGCAACCAAGCACAAGUAAUAUCUAAUCUGCAGAUAUUUACACACUUUGUAUCUUCACUUCCUUGACCUCUAUAUAAAGCACAAGAAGCAGGCAGAAUUGUAUCAACCACUUGAACUACAAGAUGGAAGACACUUCAAACCUCAAUCGCCACCGUCAAUCCUUAGAAAAAUCCCGCUCCCGAAACGCUGCAGCCAUCACUAAUAAUCGCCGCACAGCCAACAACUCUGUCGUGGAAGAGCAAUAUAGGGAUGACGACUUCAGUAUGGAAGAAGAAAGUGACUCUGAGACGUGGAACUCUUUUUCCAACAAUUAUAGACAAGUGCAGCCAGUGUUGGAUCGAAAUAGAUUGUUGAUUCAACAAGUUAACGAGAAUCAUCAGUCGAGAACGCACGACAGCAUGGUGCAGAACGUGGGUCUAAUUCAGGAGCUGAACGGCAACAUAUCAAAGGUGGCUUCUCUCUAUUCUGACUUCAAUACGGACUUCACAGCCAUGGUUCAUCAGCGAAAGAACGGCGUUUGAAAGAAGACCAACGACUAUAGAGGCUUCUCUAAGAUUCUAUAUAUUAACUUCCUUCUCUGUAAUAAUAUAUUAACUUCCUUCUCUCCAGCAAAUUGGAUUAAAAAUUCUGGGUUGAAAUAUCAGGAAUAACACUUACACGUAUUGUGUCUCCCACGUCAUACUUAUAUGAGACCCUUUAAUGUAUGACAUUUGGACUAGUGGGUCCACUUACAAUGUUAAGAAAACACGGUCUAGCAA
Messenger RNA from Nicotiana tabacum (common tobacco), 972 nucleotides. The record is from RefSeq and is a predicted model, not a curated record. NCBI's taxonomy places the organism in Eukaryota, Viridiplantae, Streptophyta, Magnoliopsida, Solanales, Solanaceae.